AAUUAGCAUCCACUUCUUGGUUGACAGACAAACUUUCCAAUAGCAAGGAAGGAGGCGGGAUUUCAAUAUCUUCUCGGAUAGAGGUUCAUGGACAGUGGACCUCUGCACUCGGUUGGUGCUGAAAAUAUGUAUCGGUUUCGGGCACCUCCGUACAAUCUACCUGCCGAUAUCGUUCGUGUCUUGGAUUAAAACACGCCUAGCCGUUUUCUAAACACAUGCACCGAAGGCCUCGACCAGUGAAAACGAACAGCUUAGAUACUUAUCUUUUAGGCGUAUACUGUACCGUAAUGGAGAAGGACAAUGUAGCUAUCUAGCCAAAUUGCUAACACAGAGGACCCAGCACCAAAACUUCGUAUGGAGAUUAAAACGGUUAUCGAUCUAAUCUAUCAACGGAGGACAUUCAACCGUUUUGGGAUUUAUUCAGUCACGGAGCCGGUGUGAAUCCAUAUAACUAACGUUACAGGUGCCCAUGGCUGUCGGAGCAGUUCUCGGUUGUCGUGCCGAUCUACAACGGUGUCGUCUUCCUGUUCGUCCUGGCCAACUUCUGCAUGGCCACUUUCAUGGACCCGGGCAUCUUCCCCAGAGCGGAUGAGGAUGAGGACAAGGAGGAUGAUUUCCGCGCUCCGCUCUAUAAGACAGUUGAGAUCCGAGGCAUCCAGGUCAGGAUGAAAUGGUGUUCCACCUGCCGCUUCUACAGACCGCCCCGCUGCUCACACUGCUCCGUGUGUGACAACUGUGUGGAGGACUUUGACCACCACUGCCCGUGGGUGAACAACUGUAUCGGCCGGAGGAACUACCGUCACUUCUUCCUCUUCCUGCUGUCGCUGACGGUCCACAUCACGGGAGUGUUUGGCUUCGGCCUGCUAUACGUCCUCUACCACACACAGCAGCUGGACAGGGUCCACUCUGCCGUCACUAUGGCAGUGAUGUGUGUGGCUGGUCUCUUCUUCAUCCCGGUGGCUGGUCUCACUGGCUUCCACAUGGUACUGGUGGCCCGCGGGAGAACCACCAACGAGCAGGUGACGGGGAAGUUCAGGGGAGGAGUGAACCCUUUCACUAAUGGCUGUUGGAAGAACGUUUCUCACGUGCUCUGCAGCUCCCAAGCCCCCAGGUACCUGGGGAGGAAGAGGAAGCCUCACGGUGUGGUUGUCCAGCCUCCGUUCCUCCGGCCACAGCUCACUGACACCCAGCUGGCCGCCAAGGUCCUCGACAACGGUAUCCACGGAGACCUUCACCGGUCUAAGAGUAGUCUGGAGAUGAUGGAGAGUCAGUCGUGUGAUGCGGAGCCCCCUCCUCCCCCCAAACCGGAGCUCAGGUACCCCGGCCUGUCCAGAGGCCACCAGGAACAACACACCGAGGAGAGUAGUCUUCUGAACAAAGCCCCGCCCACACCCACCAUGUAUAAAUACAGGCCGACCUAUAGCAGUCCGGGAAAGAACCACACUGCCCUCACUCAUGCCUACGCCAACCAGAUGAGUCGAGGGGACAGUCUGAAGGAGUCGUCUUCUCUGCUCCAGUCCAGCCAGCAGCCUGGCUUCCGCUCUGAACCCAGCCUGGAUGGGAGAGAGGCCCCAGGGGAGAGAGGGGGAGGAGGAGGAUUGGGAGGAGGUGGAGACAGACCCGGAGGAGGGGGGUCAGUAGGGGGGGCACCAGGGUCAGGGGGUGGCGGUAUCCCCGGUUACUCCCUUGGGGGACGUUCCUACCCCUCCUUUUCAGACCCAACGGUUCUAUCUUCCGGUGGAGGGGGAGGGGCUUCCCGUUCUUCCAGCGUGCGUUCUGGCUCCGCCCACAAUGCGGCCCACGUCUCCGAGGCGACGACCUCCACGAGCUACAAGAGCCUGGCCAAUCAGACGCCUCCUCCGCGCAACGGCAGCCUAUCGUACGACAGCCUGCUCACGCCCUCCGAGAGCCCCGACUUUGAGUUGGCCGCACACGACAUGUCGCCCGGACGCCACCGUACCCCCGCCCCGCCCCCCGUCCUGGGCUACUCCUCCCCCUACCUGUCGGCCCAGCUCAGCCAGCAGAGAGACGCAGAGCUCCACCAGCCCUCCGCCUCUUCCGUAGCCCUCCUUUCCUCCCCACACCGCGCCCACUAUCUCCGCGCCUCCUCUUCCUCCCCCCUGCCUCCCCCUGAGAGGGAGCGACUCCUCCAGGAAUCGCACUCCCACUCCCACCACUCUCAGCCCCCUCCCUCCUCCGCGGCCCCCCAACCCCCCCACCCACACCACCACCACCACCACAGCAGCCACAGCUCCAGACCCCCCCGCUUCUCCCGGCCCCCGCUCCUGUCCGACUCGGCCGCCCCCCACCAUUACCCGUACCGCACCCGGUCCACGGACACCCCCCUGGCCCCCUCCACGCACCCCCCGCGCUCCCCCCACCCCCCGCCGCUGGGGAAGUCUCUGUCGUACUCUUCGGCGGCGGCGGCGGCGAUGCAGUACCGGAUGGUGCGCAAGGCGUCGGCCGGAGGGGGAGGGGGGGGCGGGAUCCAGGCACCUAAGGACGAGAUUCAGAUGGAGUUGCUCAGCCGAACGAACGGGCAGCCCAGGUCCUCCCUUUCCUCCUCAGGCUCCACCCCUUCCUCCCCCUCUCACUCAAUCAGCAUGUCCACUCGCCCCGGACAGGCCUAUCCCAGCCCUGGAAACACCCAGAGCCCCGCCCACAAGCUGGGGGGCGGGGUGAAGAAGGUGACGGGCGUCGGCGGGACCACCUAUGAGAUUUCAGUCUGAGUUUGACGGACGGCCACUCCGACUAAUGGUGUCAGGGGUUGGAGGUGAAGGAGGGGUCAGAGAUGGACUGAUGAUAUUUCUGCCUCGAACCCUUCAGGAGAGAGGAAAGCUUUGAAUGAACAGACGUUUAAAAAGUUGGGUGAUGAGGAAGAGUGAAACAACUGACUUUUCUUGCUCUUCUUCCAAAUGCGAUGGAGUCCGGACUUCCUCUCUCGUUCAGAGACCUCCAGUCAAGGAACUACAGAACUAAUCGGGAGGAAGUUGUUUAACCAGUCACAUUCAAGAACACAAUGCACCAUUAUGACAUGGUGGGCGUAUGGGCCCAGGGAUCCAAUCAUACCCCUUAAGAGGCGGGACUCUUUGACAAUCUACCAAUUUCUGGGCGGGUUGAACUCUGUGGGAAUGAUUGAGUGACAGUUAUGACUGGGUUUGCCUUUUAUUGGAUAAAACAAGGAAGAUCAACAUGGCUGCGUUUACACAGGCAGCCGAAUUCUGAUCCUUUCUUCUUUUUUUUUUACCAAUCUGAUCAGCUCUGAAAAAGAGCUGAUGUAAAAGGAUCUGAUCUGAUUGAGCAAAAUAAAUCUGAGUUGGGCUGCCUGUGUAAACAGAGCCCAUAUUUUUGAAAAAGAAAUGUGCUUUCAUUCAUUCAUAAAUGUGUAAUGAUUAAUUCUCUGUACAGAAUUAUAUGGUUUGGAAUUUAUGGUGAUUUCCUCCAAUCAGUGGCAUUUAAAGGUUACAGCGACAUGCUCCGGCCACAUUUGACCACUGUGAUUGGCUAGUGAUCUCACUGCCAUUCUCUCUAGACCAAUCAGAAAUGGAGAUGCUAAACUGUAGUAGACGGCAUUGUCAUUGGUAGAGUUUGUUUUGCCUGGCUCAGUGCCCCGGUGGAUGGAGAUUUCACUUAAGGACCAAUGGAAUGGUUAAAAAAAUAAAUAUCGUUGGGUCUGUACUUUAAAGAUGGAGCAGCCUUUUCUAAACAAACUUUGGGGCAUUGGCCUUGAAAAGGAGAGAAGUGUUUUUUUUAUUUUACUUAUUUAAUUUCAAAAUGUUAUUUUAUAUUAAUUUCUAUAUAUAUAUAUAUAUAUAUAUAUAUAUAUAUAUAUAUAUAUAUAUAUAUAUAUAGCUGUUGAUAAGAUCAAGAUUUUUGUUGAAUGGCCUGAUAGAGUUUUUCUGGUUUGAGUUAAUUUCAGAAUUGUAACCAAACAGGAAAAAACUGUUGCCAUGUUCAUGUGCUAGUCGGAACUUGGACAUUUCUGACUUGCUAACUGGCUAACAUGUGCCGCGUUUAACCAGUUAGCAAGUUGAAAAUGUCAGUUUCCCAGUACCGAUUUAGCGCUAGAGCGCGGCUCAGUUGUAUUGAUGGCUGCACCAGCCAAUCAGAGGCUGGGUUUUGAGUCUUCAGCCAAAGAGAGUAGCUGGACAAUUUUAUAUGGUUCAGCAAAUGGGAACCAAUGUAUUUGAUAAAAUAAGGCGAUGUAGCAUUUUAAAGUCCUUUGAUACACAGUAAACCACUCGACUUCUCGCGGGGCAUAUUUCAGAGAUAAGUUAUCGUUGUACCUUCUGAUUGUUGAAAUGGCACCCUAUUCACUAUAUAGUGCACUACUUUUGACCAGGACCUAGAAGGCUCUGGUCAAAAGCCGUGCACUACGUAGGGAAAAGGGAGCCAUAACACACACAACCAAUGUUUUGUUUUAUUGGACCAGAUAAUAACAUCUCCGGUUGCCACUAGCUGACCUAUCUGGAAACUAGCGAGGAUCACAUGCUUUGCCGUGACCAAUCCGUAGAGAGCAAGAGAUUCAUGUCAGCCUACUCUUUUAUUCGUGAAUGGUUAAACCAAUGAGAUGAACAGCUGGGGAAAUCAUUUUUAUAUUUAUUUUUUACUUUCCUUUGCAAGAUUUUAGGACAAUUUACAGGGCAUUGCUUUAGACUGACCGCUUGUUUGACCAGUCAGGAGCGUAGAAUGAAACUAAAUGGGCUAGAACUAAAAGAGCACGUCGCCCAAUAAGGCAAAGACGUUUGACUCCCAUCAGGAACAGCCAAUGCCCUUGCAGAUGAUGUUUAGACAAGUACGAGCCCGGGACUUGGGUGUUUGAAAUUAAAAUUUAAAAAAAGAUAUGUACUGUAUAGCUGUGUGUGUGGGCGUGUGCGUGUGUGUUUGAGCAUUGGUAAUAAAGUAUUUAAAACCAAA
Molecule: messenger RNA, 4917 nt
Organism: Salvelinus fontinalis (brook trout)
Lineage: Eukaryota; Metazoa; Chordata; Actinopteri; Salmoniformes; Salmonidae
Gene: zdhhc5a
Product: zinc finger DHHC-type palmitoyltransferase 5a
Exons: 11
Coding region: 549-2729 (726 amino acids)
Biological process (GO): protein palmitoylation
Molecular function (GO): palmitoyltransferase activity
Source: RefSeq, a predicted model, not a curated record